Brachypodium distachyon (stiff brome) is the source of this 1408-nucleotide messenger RNA. RefSeq lists its product as uncharacterized. The record is from RefSeq and is a predicted model, not a curated record. Gene Ontology annotation, cellular component: mitochondrion. The coding region runs from base 92 to 1072 and encodes 326 amino acids. NCBI's taxonomy places the organism in Eukaryota, Viridiplantae, Streptophyta, Magnoliopsida, Poales, Poaceae. The transcript is spliced from 3 exons.
AGAACACACCCGCACUGAAGCAAGACAAAAGUAGGUCUUUUCCUCCAGCUACCCGGCCACUCGCUCCAACUCCGGCGACCUCGCCGCCGCCAUGGAACGAUGGACCGGCGUCCUCCACGUCCCGCUCUCGCAAGGAGGUCCCCUCUUUCGCGUCGCUGCCUCGCUCAUCCUGACGCCAUCCAAAGCCCUUGCCGUUCCACGCGCCAACUCGAUCCUCUUCACGGGCGACCGCGUCCGCGACACUGGGGAGCCAACGAUCGAGCGGCUCUCAGACGCUACCUAUCUCGCCGGGCUUCUCGCUGGGAAGCUCGCAGGGGAAGCCAACGCGUGGGUGGUCGAUGCCGCUUCCUUUGCUGGGCAGUUUGCGGUUUACCGGGAGCUUGUUCCGUCCGUGGACGCCGUUGGUGACCCCGAGCGGUAUGACCCCACUGACCUACCGGCGGCGACUGGCGUUGCCAACAUCUUGUCACAUUGUGUCGGGGAGAUACAGAACAUGAUCAGGAGAGGGUCAUUGAAGGAUUCUGAAAACAAUCAAGAACCCUCUGCAUCAUUACUCUCACACUCUCCUCCUAAGACUAUCAUCCUGGGAUUCAGUAAGGGUGGAGUUGUUGUGAACCAGCUUGUGACAGAACUUUCUUGUUGGGCAUCAAAAUCAACCAACGGUUUAGUUGAUGUUUCACAACGAAACCCGGCCCUGCUGAUCCUUAAUCUACUUGUUCCUGCUACAGCUAGUGAUGUUUUAUCAACCAUUUCUGAAUUCCAUUAUUUGGAUGUUGGCCUCAAUUGUGCUGGAGCAUACAUUACUAAUCUUGCAGUGAUUAAGGGGAUAGGUAAUUAUGUUUCCCAGAUUACUGAUAAUCUCCGUUUUGCCCUCCAUGGCACUCCGCGGCAAUGGUCUGAUCCGAACCGCCCAUGGAUCCUGACAGAGAAAGACACAAUGCUGCAGUUGCUUCAAGACGAGGCUAAAAAUUGUGAAGGGAGACUGCUGCUAUCUGAAAAGAAGUAUUUUGAUGGUAGACCACUCAGUCUGCUGAUGCAUUUUGAGAUUUUGGAAGUAAUGGAUGUCGCUUGAUAUUCAGUCCCCGCAGCUUGUAGCGUUGUACUCGUCUCCAGAGCAUGUCCAGCAUGUACAGUGGAUAAAGAAUGUGAAUAUGCGAGUCUUAGAUGCUUUCAUCCUUGCAGACUUCACCAUAGUUGCAUCCUUUCAUUUGUUAUGCUUAAAUAUAUGAUACUCCCUCUGUCCCAUAUUGUCGCAACUUUGUCGACACACUUAAGUACAUCUAGGUACAUGGUGUCUAGACAAUAUUGUGACACUUAAUAUGGGCGGAGGGAGUAAGUCUUUACUGAGCAACCAAUGCCAGUUGAAUUCCUCAAACCAAACAUUCGAUGAAAUAUGGUUUAGAGUUUA